Molecule: messenger RNA, 1074 nt
Organism: Suillus paluster
Lineage: Eukaryota; Fungi; Basidiomycota; Agaricomycetes; Boletales; Suillaceae
Exons: 1
Coding region: 1-1074 (357 amino acids)
Source: RefSeq, a predicted model, not a curated record
AUGCCAGAACAUUCCCCCAGCUCACUGCUAACAAGCCUCGAUAGUGCAGAAAAGUGCAGCACUAUUUCAUCUCCUGAGCUAGAAAUCCCAGACCUAGACCUCGAACUAUCUCAGUUUGAAAGUGAAACACCAAGUCGCUACAGAAAGGCGGAACCAAUCACAUCCACACCUACAACGCCAGACUACAACCUCAGUGCAUUCUUCGCACUCGCAGAACCCAAGCACAGUAUGCCCACAGAAACACCCCAAAUCUUUCAUGGCGAUGAACGCAAAUCAGAGAAUCCAGCAGAUUUUCUCAAAUUGUUUAAUCGAGCCAUGCAGGAGCAAGCGACAAUAGCCAGUAACAACAAAUUGGAAGCAUUCGGCGACUAUCUGGGUACAGGGUCAGAAGCGGAAGUGUGGUUUAAAGGACUCACAACGACACAAACAGCAACAUGGACGACAUUCGUCACAGUGUUCGAAAUGUGGUGGCCUCCCAUGGAGAUAGCAAAGAAGACAAAAGCAGAUCAGGAGAGAAAGCUACUAGAACACAGGUUAACAGAUGCAGACGUGGGGACCAAGACCACAUUAUACGACCGAGAAUGUUGGUCACACGAGGCAUGGGCAACAAAAGCGCAGCAGCUAGCAACGAGUGCAGGAAUAGAGGUGAGCACAGCGAUGAUAUGGCAAGUUAGAGGAGGAUUACCGAAUGUCAUCAAAGAUCUAUUGAAGGACGACGAAUACAAAAACUGGGCGGAGUUUACGAAAGAGGUGAAAGAAUUGAAGGGUAAUAGGCUCUUGGAGAAGAAGGAACAGCACAGCAAACAAGAGUGUGAAGUGAACAAGUUGCGCGCAGACAUAGCUCGAUUACAACAACGCAGUACCACGCAAAACCCCAUCUCAGCAAUCCAAAACCAGUUCUCUCGCAUGUCUAUCGCCCCACCAAAGCCUUACAAUAUGACAACGAACAACAGCACGAUCACGCGUACACCAGCGCAACAAAUGAAUCAGUUUACCCAACAGACCAUCAGUUGUCAACCAGCAACAAACCCACAGCCGCUAAUAAUAACGGAAGAGAUGAAGAAUGCAACAUGA